CAUCGUAUCCAUUUUUGCGUUUUUGACUCUUUUCCUCCCAAAACGACUUAACAAACUGUCCCAAAAUGGCACUACGCACUUUCUCCAAAGAGAUUUUCUAUCUCUGGUGUCUUCUGGGAACGGUAUUCAGCAUUCCCAGUUCAACUUCUUUCCCGCAAAAAUCAGAUGAUCGCCCUUUCACGACAACCCGAAAAAGUAAAGUGCUUUUCGAUAUGCCUGCGCUUCCGAAAAUCAAAUCGCCAAUGACUGUGGAGAAUUUGGAACAGUUGCGAUCGACAACAGCAACAAGUACAACAAUAACAUUACCGAAAUCAACAACAACACAGAGAGCAAUUUCAGAAGAGCAGCCUCUUUAUCGACUCAAUAGUAGCAAUGGCCGCGCAUGUAUUCUUCUGCAAGUAGACUCUGUAGUCGAUAUUACUUUUCGUACAACAUUAGGAGAAGAAGAGACGGUAAGUGUUUAUAUACCUUCUGAUGCAACUGUAACUGGAAAUUGUGACGAUGAAAAUUUGGUAACGAUGUCUCUGAAAUGGAAAGCCUUCAUUCUUUCCUGGAGCUUCGCCAAGACACCGGGACGUGAACGAUGGUACGUCGACAAAAUUGAACUGACCUUCAAUUCUAGCGACCGAUACUUUCAGCUUAUUGAUCAGCCAAACAAGACAAUGAGGCUGAGCACUGAUAAAAAGCACAGUGCCAUGUUGUUCCCUACCCCAGUUGGAAAAUCUUAUGCAUGUUCUCAAGAAACUGUUAUUCCUCUAACUGAUGGCAAAAUGACUGCACGUCUUCUUCUCAGGGCGAUGAAAUUACAACCCUUCAAGUUUAAGACCAAUGAUUUCGCAACAGAAUACAAUUGUGACACCCUAAAUGCUCGUGCCUCAAGAGAUGAAACUGCACCUGUUGCAGUGGGAUCAACUCUUGCAGCAGCUGUUCUCCUAACAAUCACUGGUUACGCUGGAUAUCGAUACUUUAUAGUGAAAAAAGUUAAAUAUGACACAAUGGAGUAAAUUGGAAUUACCAAAAAAAUCAUAUCUAGAAAAAUCCAAUGGAUAACGUAUAAAUUUUUAUACGAGAAAGGCUUUAACGAGUGCUUUUUUAAAGGAAGUGUAAAACGUUAGAGUUAUAGAAAUAUUCAUCAUUCCGCAUACAAAAACUCAUAAUCUACAGAAAGAAUAGGAAUUCUCUAUGUUUUAAAACCACCCAAAAAAGCAAGAGACACAUUUGUGAGAAUCGAUUAGAAUGUUCAUUGAAGCCAGGUGUAUACAUAUAAAAAUAAAUAUCAGAAGGUGAAGAUGAUUUAUCCUUAGAAAAA
Messenger RNA from Belonocnema kinseyi, 1309 nucleotides. RefSeq lists its product as uncharacterized. The record is from RefSeq and is a predicted model, not a curated record. The transcript is spliced from 7 exons. Gene Ontology annotation, cellular component: membrane. The coding region runs from base 66 to 1004 and encodes 312 amino acids. Lineage: Eukaryota; Metazoa; Arthropoda; Insecta; Hymenoptera; Cynipidae.